UCAGCAGAGCCACUUCUGCUGGAACAUCUGCAGGGAGGAUAAAUCCAGUGAGGAGCAGGAAUAAGACUCGUGCAGGCAGUAAAAACGCAGACUUUGUGCACGAGGACCCCUCUGGGGGGGCUGUCGAACACUUGGUCUGGGUUACUCUUCUCCUUCUCCCGUUGCAGGAAGCUGGAGACAACAACCAGUUCUGCUGGAGGAAUCUGUUCUCCUGCAUCAACCUGCUGAGGAUCCUCAACAAACUGACCAAGUGGAAACACUCCAGGACGAUGAUGCUGGUGGUGUUCAAGUCGGCGCCGAUCCUGAAGCGGGCGCUGAAGGUGAAGCAGGCCAUGCUGCAGCUCUACGUGCUCAAGCUGCUCAAGAUCCAGACCAAGUACCUGGGGCGCCAGUGGAGGAAGAGCAACAUGAAGACCAUGUCGGCCAUCUACCAGAAGGUGCGGCACCGCAUGAACGACGACUGGGCCUACGGCAACGACAUCGACGCCAGGCCGUGGGAUUUCCAGGCUGAGGAGUGCACCCUGCGGGCCAGCAUCGAGGCCUUCAACAGCCGGCGCUACGAGCGCGCGCGGCCCCCCGAGCUGUGCCCCGUGGACAACUGCCUGCAGAGCGUGCUGGGCCAGCGCCUCGACCUGCCCCGAGACUUCCACCACUCCUACGAGCUGUGGCUGGAGCGGGAGGUGUUCUCCCAGCCCAUUCGCUGGGAGGAGCUGCUGCACUGCCAGUGA
Empidonax traillii (willow flycatcher) is the source of this 728-nucleotide messenger RNA. Its product is annotated as striatin-interacting protein 2-like. The transcript has 3 exons. NCBI's taxonomy places the organism in Eukaryota, Metazoa, Chordata, Aves, Passeriformes, Tyrannidae. The coding region runs from base 270 to 728 and encodes 152 amino acids. The record is from RefSeq and is a predicted model, not a curated record. Gene Ontology annotation, biological process: cytoskeleton organization. Gene Ontology annotation, cellular component: cytosol.